AUGGCGACUUCCCCCGCCGGCCGCAUGCUCAGCCGACAGCUGUCGCAGAUGCAAUCCGAUAAGGACAUUCCCGGGAUCAGCUGUGGUCUGCUGGAUAAUAACGUCUUCGAGUGGGAGGUUAUGUUGAUGAUCUCGGACGAUGUCAAGCUUUAUGGAGGUAGGGAUCUUCUUCAAUCUCGGACAAUGAGUCCGGGAUAUUCCAGGCCGACACAGCACAGCCUCUUGGAAUUCCUGAUUCCUGAUUCUAAUUUGCUGUCAUACAUUCUGGCGAAUGAAGUUACUGACCUUUUUUCUCUCUUUGCAGGUGGCUUCUUUCGUGCUCGCCUCUCAUUCCCUACUGAAUACCCACAUAUGCCUCCGAAGAUGAAGUUCGAGUCGCCGCUCUUCCACCCAAAUAUCUACCCGAAUGGUGAUGUUUGCAUUUCUAUCCUCCACCCUCCAGAGGAGGAUAAGUACGGUUAUGAGUCUGCCGCUGAGCGCUGGUCGCCUGUCCAGACCCCCGAGACUAUUCUCUUGUCCGUUAUCUCGAUGCUCUCUAGUCCGAAUGACGAGAGUCCCGCAAACGUCGAGGCCGCUCGCUUGUGGCGCGAGGAUCCGGCGGAAUUCAAGAAGCGCGUCCGUCGCUGUGUCCGAGAGAGCUUGGGCGAGGAUUAA
This is a messenger RNA of Penicillium angulare, 654 nucleotides long. RefSeq names its product putative ubiquitin conjugating enzyme. The transcript has 2 exons. The record is from RefSeq and is a predicted model, not a curated record. Bases 1 to 654 code for a protein of 217 amino acids. Lineage: Eukaryota; Fungi; Ascomycota; Eurotiomycetes; Eurotiales; Aspergillaceae. Gene Ontology annotation, cellular component: endoplasmic reticulum; cytosol.